Molecule: messenger RNA, 225 nt
Organism: Linum trigynum
Lineage: Eukaryota; Viridiplantae; Streptophyta; Magnoliopsida; Malpighiales; Linaceae
Source: the annotation of a GenBank genome assembly
AUGACGAACCCUGUCCGAGAAAUCAAGCAGCAACAACGAUUGCGCCGCCAUCAUCUAUUCAUCUUCCUCUCCCUCCAGACAACCACGAGCCUGCAUCCGAGAUGUGAAGCAUCAUCUAACGCUUAUUCCGAGGGCGUUCAUGAACCACUCAAUGCGGCGGUGGUCACUGAAGCAACGACCAUCAACAACAAAUUGCAUCACACGAGAACACCAAACUCCACAUAA